Cicer arietinum (chickpea) is the source of this 4876-nucleotide messenger RNA. The record is from RefSeq and is a predicted model, not a curated record. Lineage: Eukaryota; Viridiplantae; Streptophyta; Magnoliopsida; Fabales; Fabaceae.
CUUCACCGCCAAAUUCGGAGGGCAUUUGCGUCAUUUCAUACACACCUAUCGCUAAUCCCUCUCCUUCCGUCUUCAUAAGUCCCUUCCAAGAGACACAUCAAAGCUCAAACACACAUACUCACUCAUUCUUCUCACAAGAAAAAUAAAAACAGUUAUAGAGAGAAAAAGAGAGAGAUAAUAAAACAGUUAAAUAGAGAGAGCAAUGGCAGCUUCCGACGGAAGCGAGUACUUUGAAAUAGGUUCGAUCGGUAGCGAGAGUUUUGCAAGAGCCUCGAAUGCCGAUACUGUGGAGGAAGAUGAAGAGGAGCUUCAUUGGGCGGCGCUUGCUCGUUUACCGUCGCAGAAGCGCAUCAACUACGCGGUUCUCCGCGCUUCCUCUUCCCGUCGUCAACCUACGCCGGAAAAUGCUAGCCCCGAUAACUUAGUCGAUGUCAGAAAACUUAAUCGGCUCAACCGUGAACUCGUCGUUAAGAAGGCUCUCGCCACCAAUGCUCAAGACAACUACGCUCUCCUCUCGGCCAUCAAAGAACGCCUCGACAAGGUUGGAAUUGAGGUGCCGAAGAUUGAAGUGAGGUUCACGAAUCUGACCAUUAGUGCUGAUGUUCUAAUGGGUUCUCGAGCUUUGCCUACUCUGAUCAAUUACACUCGCGACGCCUUAGAGUGUAUCCUAACGAAGUUGGGAAUAUUUCGACCCAAACGGCAUGCACUUACUAUUUUGGAUAAUGUCAGUGGCGUCAUCAAACCUGGAAGGAUGACUUUGCUACUUGGACCUCCAGGUUCGGGGAAAUCCUCUUUACUUAUGGCUCUCGCUGGCAAGCUUGAUAGCAACCUCAAGAAAACUGGUGGUAUAACAUACAACGGCCAUGAGAUAGAUGAGUUUUUUGUUAAAAGGACUUCUGCAUAUAUUAGCCAAACAGAUAAUCACAUUGCAGAACUGACAGUGCGAGAAACUCUGGACUUUGGUGCUAGAUGUCAAGGUGCACAAGAAGGUUUUGCAGCAUAUUCAAAAGAUCUGGGCCGCCUAGAGAAAGAAAUGAACAUACGGCCUAGUCCAGAAAUUGAUGCGUUUAUGAAGGCAUCCUCUGUCGGGGGUAAAAAGCACAGUGUGAACACUGAUUACAUUUUGAAGGUUCUUGGUCUCGAUGUAUGUUCAGAUACAGUUGUUGGUAGCGAUAUGCUCAGGGGAGUCUCUGGGGGCCAAAGAAAGAGAGUUACAACAGGAGAAAUGAUUGUUGGUCCAAGAAAAACACUAUUUAUGGACGAAAUAUCAACAGGGCUUGAUAGCUCUACUACAUUCCAGAUAGUGAAAUGCAUAAAGAAUUUUGUUCAUCAGAUGGAGGCUACAGUACUCAUGGCUCUCCUUCAGCCAGCCCCUGAAACAUUUGACCUAUUUGAUGAUCUGGUGCUUCUGUCGGAAGGUCAUGUGGUAUAUGAAGGCCCUCGAGAAGAUGUGCUUGCGUUUUUUGAGUCAUUAGGUUUUCAACUUCCACCACGUAAGGGGAUCGCAGACUUCCUUCAGGAGGUUACUUCCAAAAAGGAUCAAGCACAAUACUGGGCUGAUCCUUCUAAACCAUAUGAGUUUAUCUCCGUUCGUGAGAUUGCUGAAGCCUUUAGAAAUUCUAGAUUUGGAAGGUAUAUGGACUCCUUGCAGACUCAUCCAUAUGAUAGAUCAAAGUGCCAUCCUUCAGCUUUGGCCCAAAGCAAAUAUGCCGUGUCAAAAUGGGAGGUCACAAAAGCAUGCUUUCAGAGGGAAGUCCUUUUGAUUGGAAGACAUAAAUUCCUUUAUAUUUUUAGAACCUUCCAGGUUGCUUUUGUUGGAUUUGUCACAUGUACAGUAUUCGUGCGAACAAGGUUGCAUCCUACAGAUGAGGCUUACGGGAACCUUUAUCUUUCUGCUCUAUUUUUUGGGCUUGUUCACAUGAUGUUUAAUGGGUUUUCUGAAUUACCUAUGAUGAUAACCCGGCUCCCAGUAUUUUACAAGCAAAGAGAUAAUUUAUUCUACCCUGCAUGGGCAUGGUCUUUUACCAGUUGGGUUCUCCGUGUACCUUACUCCAUUAUUGAGUCUGUUAUAUGGACUGUUGUUGUAUAUUAUAGUGUUGGAUUUGCCCCUUCNNNNGGAAGGUACAUCAAUUUUAUUGUAUCUUUCUGUUCAAAAUUUUCUUUUUUACCUUCUUAGUCAUGGAAUUUUGUUAAAUGUUUCAGGUUUUUUCGCUACAUGCUUUUACUUCUUGUAGUGCACCAAAUGGCAUUAGGUCUUUUCCGGAUGAUGGCUGCUAUUGCGCGAGAUAUGGUUCUUGCCAAUACAUUUGGCUCAGCUGCACUGCUGGUUAUAUUCUUGCUUGGAGGAUUUAUUAUACCUAAAGGAAUGAUUAAGCCGUGGUGGAUUUGGGGCUACUGGUUGUCACCCCUUACCUAUGGAAUACGUUCAAUUACAGUUAAUGAAUUUACUGCUUCCAGAUGGAUGAAGAAAUCAGCAGUAGGGGACAACACAAUUGGUUACAACAUCCUCCGUUCACACAGCCUACCAGUUGAUGAUUACUGGUAUUGGGCUGGUGUUGGAAUUUUAUUAGUCUAUGCAAUUUUUUUCAAUGCCAUGGUCACUGUGGCCUUGGCCUAUUUGGAUCCACUUCGAAAGGCACGAUCAAUUAUUGAUGAUGGCUCAGAAAAGAGUUCUACCGGAGAUGUUAGUAAUCAGGCCAGUGAAUUGAGUACCAAAUCCAGGUCUGCAAGAGAAAACAGCAAUGCGAAGGGAAUGAUUCUUCCAUUUGAACCGUUGACAAUGACAUUCCAUAAUGUCAAUUAUUAUGUUGAUAUGCCGAAGGCAAUAAAGAAACAAGGCAUAGUCGAAUCAAAGUUGCAACUCUUAUCAGAUGUUAGCGGAGUUUUCUCACCUGGUGUCCUUACAGCAUUAGUGGGGUCUAGUGGGGCUGGGAAGACCACACUAAUGGAUGUACUUGCUGGCAGGAAAACCGGAGGGUAUAUUGAAGGGGAUAUCAAAAUAUCUGGUUACCCAAAAGAGCAACGGACAUUUGCGAGAAUAUCAGGAUAUGUUGAACAAAAUGAUAUACAUUCUCCUCAAGUAACAAUUGAGGAAUCACUGUGGUUUUCUGCAUCUCUUCGCCUUCCAAAGGAAAUCAGUGUGGAUAAAAGACGUGAAUUUGUUGAACAAGUAAUGAAACUAGUUGAGCUUGAUUCUUUGAGACACGCUUUGGUUGGUAUGCCGGGUAGUUCUGGCUUAUCAACAGAGCAAAGAAAGAGAUUAACAAUUGCUGUGGAGCUUGUAGCAAACCCUUCCAUUAUUUUUAUGGACGAGCCUACAUCUGGACUUGAUGCACGUGCAGCAGCUAUCGUUAUGAGAACUGUUCGCAACACUGUUGAUACUGGAAGAACUGUGGUUUGCACCAUACAUCAACCAAGUAUUGAUAUUUUUGAAGCAUUUGAUGACUUACUUCUUAUGAAACGUGGGGGACGAGUCAUAUAUGGGGGAAAGCUUGGUGUGCAGUCACAAAUAUUGAUAGACUAUUUUCAGAGUAUCAAUGGAAUCUCCCCUAUUCCAAGUGGCUACAAUCCAGCUACCUGGGUGCUUGAGGUCUCUACUCCUGCUGUUGAAGAGAGAAUUAGUUCAGAUUUUGCAGAAAUUUACAAGAAUUCAGGGCAAUUCAGGGGGGUCGAAGCUUCUAUUUUGGAAUUUGAACAUCCUCCUGCAGGAUCAAAACCACUGAUGUUUGACACCCUGUAUUCACGAAACACAUUAUCCCAAUUUGGUUUGUGCUUAUGGAAACAAAAUCUUGUGUAUUGGAGAAGUCCACCAUACAAUGCCAUGAGGAUAUACUUCACUGCGAUCGCUGCUUUGAUAUUUGGCACUGUAUUUUGGGAUGUUGGUUCAAAAAGGGCAACAACUCAAGAGCUGCUUGUGGUUAUGGGAGCACUGUAUUCUGCAUGCUUGUUUCUUGGUGUAAACAACUCUUCUUCUGUACAGCCAAUUGUUUCAAUCGAAAGGACAGUAUUUUAUAGAGAGAAAGCAGAAGGAAUGUACUCUCCGUUGGCAUAUGCGGCAGCCCAGGGGCUUGUAGAGAUACCAUACAUUGCUCUUCAGACAAUAGUAUUUGGCCUAAUAACAUAUUUUAUGGUCAAUUUUGAGAAGACAGCCGGGAAGUUUUUUCUCUAUCUUGUGUUCAUGUUCCUAACGUUUACCUACUUCACCUUUUACGGAAUGAUGGCCGUUGGUCUUACUUCUUCACAACAUCUAGCUGCUGUUAUUUCUUCCGCAUUUUACUCCCUCUGGAAUCUUCUUUCUGGUUUUCUUAUCCCACAAGCAAAUAUUCCGGGAUGGUGGAUUUGGUUCUAUUAUAUCUGUCCUGUUCAAUGGACAUUGCGUGGUAUUAUCACAUCUCAGCUUGGUGAUGUACAAUCAAUAAUUGUGGGACCAGGAUUCGAGGGCACUGUAAAACAGUAUUUAUCUGCAACUCUUGGAUAUGAUCAGGAAGUCAACGGAUUUUCGUCCGUCGGUCUUUCAGUGAUUGUCCUUAUUGGAUUUAUUCUCCUCUUCUUUGGUAGCUUUGCUGUAUCGGUCAAAGUUUUGAAUUUCCAGAGGAGAUAAAUGCAUUACGUUCGGAAUAGAAGGAAGCUACUUUUUGACAUCAUAGGAGUAGUAGUUGAUUUAUGCAUUGGGUAUGGUUAUGGAUGCUACAAAAUUCAUGACGUGAGACCCAGCUGCUUUUUUGUUUUUGUUUUUUUUGUUUUCAUUUUAAUUAAAGCCAAAUAAAUAUGCAAUUUUGGGGGCUUUUUUUUCCUUGUUUUUUAUGCUCUUUUUGUUUUUAUGCUCGACAGUUGUGGUAUUUCAAUGGGUCAUAUUGUUUCACUCGUUUUGUUUUCA